Messenger RNA from Medicago truncatula (barrel medic), 2664 nucleotides. RefSeq lists its product as uncharacterized. The record is from RefSeq and is a predicted model, not a curated record. NCBI's taxonomy places the organism in Eukaryota, Viridiplantae, Streptophyta, Magnoliopsida, Fabales, Fabaceae. The coding region runs from base 238 to 2445 and encodes 735 amino acids. Gene Ontology annotation, biological process: regulation of DNA-templated transcription. Gene Ontology annotation, cellular component: nucleus. The transcript has 15 exons.
AGUUUUGACUCAUCCAAAACUAAAACCAAACGCAGUGCAUAAAUCCCCAUAUCAAUUUUCAAUCUCUUCACUAUUCCCGCCACCUCACUAUACAAAGAGGGAACCCAAAAUUUCAAAACUUUAUUAAUAGUAAUCACUUCUCUCCUCAUUCUCAAUCUACCGCUACUUUACUUCAUUUCAAUUUCAAAACCCAUUUCCCAAAAUCGCUUAUUUUCAAAAUCGAUUAUUGCUACCAAAAUGGAAAUCGAUUCAGCUUCACCAGAACUGAACGUGAAAGGGAGUGAUGCGAAUGGAAAGAAAUUGAAUCGGAACAAUAAAUGCGGAGUUCGUGUUAUUGGAAAUCGAAUCUAUGAUUCUGCUAAUGGCAAAACUUGUCAUCAGUGCCGGCAAAAAACAAGGGACUUUUCUGCUGCUUGUAAGAAUCCAAGAACUGGGAAGCCUUGCCAAAUUAGGUUCUGCCACAAGUGCCUCUUGAACAGAUAUGGUGAAAAGGCAGAAGAGGUAGAACUAUUGAAUGAUUGGAUGUGCCCAAAGUGCAGAGGCAUUUGCAACUGCAGUUUUUGCAUGAAAAAAAGAGGUGAACAACCAACUGGUAUACUAGUUCAUUCGGCCAAGGCAUCGGGUUUUAACUCUGUGUCAGCAAUGCUUAGAAAGAAGGCUUCUGAAAGUUUGGAAACGAACAAUGCUGUGGUUUUGCCUAUAAAGGAAACUACACUGGAAAAGGAGCUAGUGGUAGAUCUAUUUGGGGAACCCGAGAAGCUGAAUUCACUAGGUGGAAACAAAGGUUUAAAGGUUGAAAAUGAGAAAACCAAGAAAGUGAAUCGGAAAAAGUUAAAGGAACCUACUUUGGAAAAGGAGCUUGUAGUGGAUCUAUCUGGGGAACCUGUGAAGCAGAAUUCAGUAGGUGGAAACAUAGGUUUAAAGGUUGAAAAUGGGAAAACCAAGACAAUGAAGCGGAAAAAGUUAAAGGAAGAUACUCUGGAAAAGGAGCUAGUAGUGGAUCUAUCAGGGGAACCUGGGAAGCAGAAUUCAGUAGGUGAAAACAUAGGUUUAAAGGUUGAAAAUGAGAAAACCAAGACAGUGAAGAAGAAAAAGUUAAAGGAAACUACUCUGGGAAAGGACCGGAAGGAGUAUAUACUACAGGAGGUUGUCUUGGGUCUAUCAUGUGAACCUGGGAAAGAAAACUCCUCAGGUGGAGUUAAUGCUUCAAAGGUUGGACGUGAGAAAACCAAGAAAGUGAAGCGGGAAAACUUAAAGGAAAUAUCCAAUGGCAACAGUGUUGAUGAUGCUUGCCAAAACAAGAAAUCGAAAAAGCCUAAACUUUCUAAUGUAGUUUCAGAGGGUGGAGUGAAACCAAAAGCAGAUUCUGAAAUGGGAACAAAAAUAGGGGAGAAUCAUGGCACUGUUGUGAUAGGAGAUGGUGACAAUGCUGGUGCCAAGUCCCAAACAAAUGCUAAAGUUUUGCAUGAAGAAAAAAUUAAGGAAGAAAUUUCUUUCCCCCUUGGCACUGAGAUGACUAAAAUAUUAGACAUUGAGUUUGCACCAGAAGAUGUUGGGAAUGCAUUGCAGUUUUUAGAAUUCUGCAAAGUGUUUGGAAAGGCUCUUGAUGUCAAGAAAGGAGAAGCGGUAGCUGUUCUAAGAGCAUUGAUACGUAAGCAAAAUUUGCGACGUGGACAAAACACCUUAGUGGUUGAGUUCCAAAUCAAACUGUUGACUUUGAUAGUAUCUGAUUCAGAAACCGAGUCUUCAUCCUUAACUGCUAGCAAUGGAAAAAACUCAUGGUUGAAAGUUCUGGAGGAUUUGAUUACCGAAUCUGAUGCUGCGCUAAAAGAAUUUCCUGCGGAUUGGCUUAAUAAAGGCAUAAGCGGAUAUUAUGAUUUGGACUUAUCCAAAAAGCUUAUCCUUCUGAAUUUUAUUUGUGAUGAAGCUUUGAGCACGAUGAAGCUAAGGAAUUUUAUAGAUGAUCAAAAUGCAAGAUUUGCUGAAGAAAAGAAAGCAGCAAAGUCUAAGGUUUCUGAUGCUAAGGAAAAGGAAAGAAGUCUUAAGCAAAAGUUGCAGGAUGAGAUUGCAAAUGCUGUUGUAUCAAGUGGAGCUAGCCUCUCAAUUUCAGAACAUGAUGCUCUUCUUGCAAAGAUAAAAAGUGAAGCAACUAAAGCUCAUACUGAGUUGAUUGAGGCAAAAGGCACAAUUCCUAAACGGAACCGGCAUUGUGAUACAGUGAGAAUUGAGCCUGAAUACUUGGAUAGCAAUGGUAAGACAUUCUGGAAAUUAAGAAGCUGUAAUGAUGAAUAUGCCUUUAUGUUACAAGAUUUGAAGAUCCAUGAUGAAGAUGGUGUUGAAGUUGAUGAAAAAUGGUUUGUUUAUGGAGCUGAACAGAAGGACGAGGUUAAUAAGUACAUUUCCUCUAGGAGACAUUGGUUACCAAAGCUGACUUCAACCUUCUAGGGAUAUUAGUAAUGAAGGGUCAUUCCCAUUUUUUGGUGAUAGAGACAAGACUCCUUAAGUUUCAAUGUAAUUAGUUACCAUUUGUAGCUGGUUUCUUUUAUUUUACUGUAUAAUGUUUUUCAAUUAACAUUUGUUGCUAUUAAAUGAUGUAUGUCUCAUGAAUGAUGGUUCCAUUUUGGCCAAAAUACAAGUUUAGUCCUUGAUCUUUUACAUAGAAUA